UCCACCGGAAGCGGAGCAGACGCAAACGCAGCACGUAAAACCAAACAGAUGCCAGAACACAGGAGGGCCACAGAGGACAUCUACAACCAGACCCGAAACCACUUCUCAGAGCCCGAAAGCCGUCUCUGCAGCUUCGUGGGGGGUCACCCUGAUAGGCCGAAAAGAAACACACAAGUAACGACCUACCUAGACGACCCUAGUUAGUCCACUUAAGAUUAAUCCAGUCAUUUCACCGUCAGUCGGAAAACUUGCCUUAAAAAGCAGCGUCUGCCUCACACAAAGGUCCACUAUGGCCCAAGAGACCAAUCAGAGCCCAGUCCCAAUGCUCUGUGCCACUGGCUGUGGUUUCUAUGGCAACCCUAGGACAAACGGCAUGUGCUCUGUGUGCCACAAGGAGCACCUGUCGAGGCAGAACAACGGAGGGGUUGGUUCCCUGACUGCUGUGGGAUCCAACAGUAGCUCCUCUGCUGAGGUCUCAGCCAUUCAGAGGUUAGAGGCCACCCUGAACAAUGCUGCAGCUGCUGCAGUUGCUGCUGCAGAGGAGGCAGCCGAGGCCGCCGCCGCCGCCUCUGAUGCUGCGGGCGCCUACGCUCUCAGCGGAAGCUCACCUGCUGUCGCUGUAACGCAACAAAUGACUGAAAUGAGCCUCUCGUCUGAGGAGAAAGCAGCAUCAAGAAGCAAAGCACAAGAUUUGGAACCAAUAGUGAGCCAGCCAUCCGUCUCCGUCUGCAGUCCCUCCACUGCUGGCAGUGAAGAAGACAAAACCCCCGAGUCGCAAAAACCCAGGAAGAACCGCUGCUUUAUGUGCCGCAAAAAGGUCGGCCUUACAGGUUUUGACUGCCGCUGUGGGAACGUUUUCUGUGGGAUUCACCGUUACUCUGACAAGCACAGCUGCCCGUACGACUACAGAGCCGAGGCCGCCGCCAAGAUCCGGAAGGAGAACCCCAUGGUGGUCGCCGACAAGAUCCAGAGAAUAUGAGCGGGCUCUGCUGGACUUUGAAUACCGGUCAGCGUUGGAAAGAAUGGACCUGAGACACACACACACACACACACACACUCACCCCCCCCCCCGUAGUUUCCCGCUCUGCCCACCCCUUGUCGCACGUCCAGGACUUGAGUGUUGGGGUUCCUGCGUCUGCUGUGUUUGUGUGAGUUUGACCAGGUGUGGAGCCCCCCCACACCUAGGGGCACCUCCUGCUGCUGGUGCCCCCUCCCUCUCAGCUCUGCUUGCUCUCUGCUGGCUUGAGUAGCAAAAUGGAUCUUUUUUUGUUUUUCAGCCUUCGGUCGUCCGAGUCUGGAGUGCCCCCCCCCCCCAGUUCAUACUUGCGGCAUAUGAGAGGUCGUUGCCGUGGUUUUCUCUGCCAUUGAAGCUGUGACCAGCAGCCUGUGAACUUGGAUUUUCCUGAUCCGUCCACUGAUCACAGCCAGACCCCCCCCUUUUAUUUGAGUUGGUUUCUUCUGUUUCACGUGUGACAUGCGGCUUGUCUUUAUUAAAAUUUUCAUUUUCAUGAUUGAAUUGUUUUGGGAUGCAGGCGUGUUUGUUUGUGGGCGCAGAAGUGAGGGUGGGAGGGGGGUCACUGUGCUGCAGCGUGGUAUGUAGGUUUUAAAAUACACCUUUCAGGUUUUCUUGUUUUUGAUCUGCCUGCUUUGAUUUUUUUUUUAACCCUUUUAGUUUGUACAAAUCUUUGUAUUUAUAUUCUGCAGUGUGUAAUCUGACAACAAUAAAGUAUGGUGUAAAUGAG
Molecule: messenger RNA, 1742 nt
Organism: Oryzias latipes (Japanese medaka)
Lineage: Eukaryota; Metazoa; Chordata; Actinopteri; Beloniformes; Adrianichthyidae
Source: RefSeq, a predicted model, not a curated record